Messenger RNA from Cooperia oncophora, 687 nucleotides. NCBI's taxonomy places the organism in Eukaryota, Metazoa, Nematoda, Chromadorea, Rhabditida, Trichostrongylidae. The record is from the annotation of a GenBank genome assembly.
AUGGGCUUCCUUCUUCCUGAAAAUCCCGCGUUUAUGUUGUCCAAGCACUUGAAUUUUUCAGUACAGUGUGAUCGUGGCAACCCUCUACGUAUCGGAGACCUCACCCAAUCGUGCCAGUCGAACAGCGAUUGUCCUUCAUCUCAUGAGUGCAGAGUUGAUCAGUCUGUUUGCUGCCCACGAAUGCAGACGAUCUGUACUCAACCACUACGUGUGGGGAACUGUGAUCGGUCCGUGAGAAGAUACUGGUAUUCGGCAGCUACAAGAGAGUGCCAGUCCUUCGAAUACACAGGUAUUUUCACGGAAGGUUCCCUGCUCCCAGGACUCGUUCAGAUAAGGUUUUUAGGAUGUCAAGGGAACGAUAACAACUUUGAAACCUUAGUCGAUUGUCAGACUUUUUGCAGAAAUGCGGCACCUGAACCCCGAUGUCUACAGGGCCAAGCCUAUAAAGACAGUUCGGGUAAGUUUGUCACCUGUUCAACCAACCGCGCUGCUUCAUCGUGUCCAGUCAACUACGAAUGCUAUCACGAUGGCAACAUGUUCGGCUGUUGCCCCACAAAAGCUUUUACGUGCUCGCUGAUGUCAAAUCCGGGGAAGACCUGUGGGCCAGGUGUCUCGUUCAAGUUCUACUACAAUGCCCAAACACAGGUCGGCCAAAGUUUAGCAUCUCUGAAACUGCACGUGUUGUAG